Messenger RNA from Rattus rattus (black rat), 3600 nucleotides. RefSeq names its product phosphodiesterase 5A (gene Pde5a). Gene Ontology annotation, molecular function: 3',5'-cyclic-GMP phosphodiesterase activity; protein binding. Bases 220 to 2817 code for a protein of 865 amino acids. The transcript has 21 exons. NCBI's taxonomy places the organism in Eukaryota, Metazoa, Chordata, Mammalia, Rodentia, Muridae. The record is from RefSeq and is a predicted model, not a curated record. Gene Ontology annotation, biological process: signal transduction.
CCCGGGACCCCAAGGAGGACGCCGGCCACCUGGAAACCUCGGGGACCUGGAGGGGCGGGGCUGAGCGAGCUCCGGGGCUGGCCCGCCUCUCUGAGGCUUCGCUGAAAGACUGCAGGGCAAAGGGGGAGGGUCUCGAACACUGUCCUGCUCCUCUGAGAGAGGGACCCUGCCGGGUGGAAAUCCGGCAUCAGCGAGCCGCAGAAACCCGCGGCAAACACCAUGGAACGAGCGGGCCCCAGCUCCGUGCAGUCGCAGCAGCAGCGGGACCAGGACUGGGUGGAAGCGUGGCUGGAUGAUCACCGGGACUUUACCUUCUCUUACUUUGUUAGAAAGGCCACCAGAGACAUGGUCAAUGCAUGGUUUUCAGAGAGAGUUCACAACAUUCCUGUGUGCAAGGAAGGCAUCCGGGCCCACACCGAGUCCUGCUCUUGCUCUCUGCCUCAAAGUCCUCAUGCAGAUAAUACCACCCCUGGAGCACCAGCCAGAAAAAUCUCUGCCUCUGAAUUUGACCGACCUCUUAGACCCAUUGUUGUCAAGGAUUCUGAGGGAACUGUGAGCUUUCUCUCUGACUCAGGAAAAAAGGAACAGAUGCCACUAACCUCUCCAAGAUUUGAUAGUGAUGAAGGGGACCAGUGCUCAAGACUCUUGGAACUAGUAAAAGAUAUUUCCAGUCAUUUGGAUGUCACAGCCUUGUGUCACAAAAUUUUCUUGCAUAUCCAUGGACUUAUCUCUGCUGAUCGCUAUUCCCUGUUCCUUGUCUGUGAGGACAGCUCUAAAGACAAAUUUCUCGUCAGUCGCCUCUUUGAUGUUGCUGAAGGUUCAACACUGGAGGAAGCUUCAAAUAACUGUAUCCGUUUAGAAUGGAACAAAGGCAUUGUGGGACAUGUGGCAGCUUUUGGAGAGCCCUUGAACAUCAAAGAUGCCUAUGAGGAUCCCCGGUUCAAUGCAGAAGUUGACCAAAUUACAGGCUACAAGACACAAAGUAUCCUUUGUAUGCCAAUUAAGAACCACAGGGAAGAGGUCGUUGGUGUAGCUCAGGCCAUCAACAAGAAAUCAGGAAACGGUGGGACGUUCACUGAAAAGGAUGAAAAGGACUUUGCUGCCUAUCUGGCAUUUUGUGGUAUUGUUCUUCACAACGCCCAGCUCUAUGAAACGUCACUGCUGGAGAACAAAAGAAAUCAGGUAUUACUUGACCUUGCUAGCUUAAUUUUCGAGGAGCAGCAGUCAUUGGAAGUAAUUCUGAAGAAAAUAGCUGCCACCAUUAUCUCCUUCAUGCAGGUGCAGAAGUGCACCAUCUUCAUCGUGGAUGAAGACUGCCCUGACUCGUUCUCUCGUGUGUUUCACAUGGAGUGUGAGGAAGUAGGGAAAUCCUCCGAUCCUUUGACAAGGGAGCACGAUGCAAACAAAAUCAAUUACAUGUACGCUCAGUAUGUCAAAAACACGAUGGAGCCACUUAAUAUCCCAGACGUCACCAAGGACAACAGAUUUCCCUGGACAAAUGAAAACAUGGGCCAUGUAAACACGCACUGCAUCAGAAGUUUGCUUUGCACGCCUAUAAAAAAUGGGAAGAAGAACAAAGUCAUAGGGGUUUGCCAACUUGUUAAUAAGAUGGAGGAGAAUACUGGCAAGAUUAAGGCUUUCAACCAAAAUGAUGAACAAUUCCUGGAGGCUUUUGUCAUCUUCUGUGGCUUGGGGAUCCAGAACACACAGAUGUAUGAAGCGGUGGAGAGAGCCAUGGCCAAGCAGAUGGUGACGUUGGAGGUCCUGUCUUAUCACGCAUCAGCGGCGGAGGAAGAAACAAGGGAGCUCCAGGCUCUUGCGGCUGCUGUGGUACCGUCUGCCCAAACCCUUAAAAUUACCGACUUCAGCUUCAGUGACUUCGAGCUGUCUGAUCUGGAAACAGCGCUGUGUACAAUUCGGAUGUUCACUGACCUCAACCUUGUGCAGAACUUCCAGAUGAAACAUGAGGUUCUUUGCCGAUGGAUUUUGAGUGUCAAGAAGAAUUAUCGGAAGAACGUUGCCUACCACAAUUGGAGGCACGCCUUUAACACGGCACAGUGCAUGUUUGCUGCUCUGAAAGCAGGCAAGAUUCAGAACAAGUUGACGGAUCUGGAGACGCUUGCAUUGCUGAUUGCCGCUUUAAGCCAUGAUUUGGACCAUCGUGGUGUGAACAACUCAUACAUACAGCGGAGCGAACACCCCCUGGCCCAGCUGUACUGCCACUCCAUCAUGGAGCACCACCAUUUCGACCAGUGCUUGAUGAUUCUAAACAGCCCAGGCAACCAGAUCCUCAGUGGCCUCUCCAUUGAAGAAUAUAAGACCACAUUGAAAAUAAUCAAGCAAGCAAUUUUAGCCACUGACCUAGCACUGUACAUUAAGAGACGAGGAGAAUUUUUUGAACUUAUAAGAAAAAAUCAAUUCAGUUUUGAAGAUCCUCUUCAAAAGGAGUUGUUUCUGGCAAUGCUGAUGACUGCCUGUGAUCUCUCCGCCAUUACUAAGCCCUGGCCUAUUCAACAACGGAUAGCAGAACUCGUGGCAGCCGAAUUCUUUGAUCAAGGAGACAGAGAGAGAAAAGAACUUAACAUGGAGCCGGCUGAUCUAAUGAACAGGGAGAAGAAAAAUAAAAUCCCAAGUAUGCAAGUUGGGUUCAUAGACGCCAUCUGCUUGCAGCUGUAUGAGGCCCUGACCCACGUCUCAGAAGACUGUUUGCCCCUGCUGGAUGGCUGCAGGAAGAACAGACAGAAAUGGCAAGCCCUCGCAGACCAGCAGGAGAAGACGCUCCUUAAUGGGGAGAGCGGCCAGGCCAAGCGGGACUGACCUUCUCCCCCUCCUCCCCUCCCCCACCCCCACCGGGUGUUCGAACUGCCCUAGGCCUGGUUUCGCCAUACACUAUGCAGACUGUGCACUUUGCCACUGCUGUAUUUUAUUUUUGCACAACUUCUGAGAGCAUGAGGUGUUUCAGAGAUUGCUACCUACUCUCCGUGCUUUUGUUUUAUGCCACUGAAGUGGAGCCGUCAGUCAUGCCCACUCUAACACUUUGAUAAGAACGGUGUAAACUGCAUUCCUACACUCAGCUUGGUUAUGCCUGGGGAGUAUGAAUAACCGGCCUUUGUGUUUCUGAGUCACCAGUCUUUCAAACACGUUAGGAAUCGUUCUCGGAAGUGGGUUAGGGGUGAACUGAAUGUGUCCUGGGACAUUUAAAGCCAUCCUGAAAUUAACGCUGAGUGGAUGUUAGGGAGAAAUGAAUGUAUUUUAACUUGUUGGAAGUGUCUCAACCAAGUUAAAGAAUUGUGAAGCCAGGAAAUGUGGUACCUAAUUGCUCUGCUCUCUCUGGGAUGGAGAGAACUAGCAGUGCAUCCCAUCUAUGUGGCAGAACAAACUUAAGCGACAGCCCAUCCACGCAGUCUCCCUUCAGCGUGCAGUCUCAGCACUGCGCCUAACCCCCGGGCCAGAUGAUUCCUCCCCCCACUGACUGUCCUAAGAGAGAGUGCCUGUCAGACAUGGGAGGGCCCUGGAUAGCCCUCAGCCAAGAGAAAUGUUUUACUUGAAGGUCUUUCUGACAAUCCACUUUUUUAAACGCUGAAAACUUUUUAAACUCUC